Messenger RNA from Darwinula stevensoni, 2184 nucleotides. The record is from the annotation of a GenBank genome assembly. NCBI's taxonomy places the organism in Eukaryota, Metazoa, Arthropoda, Ostracoda, Podocopida, Darwinulidae.
CUGGGCUACUUCAGUUCUCGUUUCUGACCGUCCGGGACCAGACAGAUGGGUCCAGGCCUUAACCGCAGUUCCAGUUUCACGGAAGCCCUCGUGCAGUAGGCCCAACGAUUCACUUCUGGUCCUGGUCUCUAGCCCUAGGCCGAGUCGGAGGCUAGGCCAGGGCCUCGUCUCUUUCUCUCUUUCCUUUUUUAUUUAUGACACUUCCGCGUGUGAUAGGCUAGAUAGGAACGUUGCUAGGCCUAGUCUGUCUCGAGGCCUCUUCUGCCGCAGUCUCCCGACAACAUGACAUCGUGAUACAAGUCCCCACUUGCAAUCGACCCGGCCACACGACACGGUGGACGCCCGAACCCCCGAGUCGCGAUCGGCUUCGUCUCCUAGAGACCUGGUGGAUGCCCCUGAAGCAAGAGGGAACGCGAGGCUCCCGUCCCGAUGCAACAGGAACUCUUUCUCCUCCUCCUCGUUGGUGCUCUCUGCACGUGGGAUCUCGUGCUGGGAACCUACACGUCUGACUGGGCCGUGGAGAUCCCGGACGGGAAUGAGGAGACAGCAGACGUGGUUGCCUCCAGGCACGGCUUCGUCAACAUGGGCCCGAUCAUGGACAACAUCUACCUCUUCAGGCACGAGAGGGUGUCGCGGAGGUCGGCGGAACCCAACGACGAGCACCACCAAAAGCUCGUCGAUGAACCGCAGGUGAAGUGGGCGGAGCAGCAGUAUGCGAAGCGGAGGUCGAAGCGGGGGGCGAUGUCCUGGACGCCGUAUCUGCAGCCGUUUGCGUUCAACGAUCCCCAUUGGCCGGAUAUGUGGUACCUGAAUCGAGGGGGAGGGUUGGACAUGAACGUGCAGGCGGCUUGGGCGGACGGCAACACGGGGAAAGGGGUCGUCGUCACCAUCCUGGACGAUGGACUGGAGAAGGAGCAUCCCGACCUCAAGCGAAAUUAUGACCCGGAGGCGAGCUAUGACGUGAACAGCCACGACCGGGACCCGAGCCCCCGCUACGACAUCUUGGACUCGAACCGGCACGGAACGCGGUGCGCGGGGGAGGUGGCGGCGCACUCCAACAAUACCAUCUGCGGGGUCGGGAUCGCCUUCGAUGCGAAAGUCGGAGGUGUGAGGAUGUUGGACGGUGACGUCACCGAUGCGGUGGAAGCCCAGAGUCUGAGCUUGAACCGGCAAUACAUCGACAUCUACUCCGUGUCCUGGGGUCCGGACGACGACGGGAAGACCGUCGACGGGCCGGGACCCUUGGCCACGAAGGCAUUCGUUACCGGCAUAUAUGAAGGUCGUGGAGGCAAAGGAUCCAUUUUCGUCUGGGCAUCGGGGAACGGAGGGGGCGAUCACGACAAUUGCAACUGUGAUGGUUACACAAAUUCCAUUUGGACCCUGUCGAUCUCGAGCGCCUCGGAGCAUGGACUGGUACCGUGGUACUCCGAAGCGUGCAGCUCCACCCUGGCGACGACCUACUCCUCGGGCUCCAACACGGAGAAGCAGGUCGUGACGACUGACCUCCACCACGGAUGCACGACGUCCCACACGGGGACGUCCGCGUCCGCUCCCCUGGCAGCUGGCAUCUGCGCGCUCGUCCUCCAAGCCAACCCCAAUCUCACAUGGAGGGAUAUGCAGCACAUCGUUAUACGCACUGCCAAGCAGGCCAAUCUCAGGGCCGACGACUGGAAGACGAAUGGGGUCGGGCGUAAUGUGAGCCAUUCCUUUGGCUACGGUUUGAUGGAUGCCCAUGGAAUGGUGAAACUGUCUCGAACGUGGAAGACUGUUCCCAUCCAGGAGAGGUGUGAGAUCCCAGCAUCACAUAUCAACAAGCUGAUCCCGUCCAAGAGUCAAGUGACACUCCCUCUUGAGGUCAAGCAAUCUGACUGCCCCAAUAUCAACUUUCUUGAGCAUGUCCAGGCCAAGGUGACGCUGGCAGCCACACGUCGAGGGGACAUCCAGAUCUUCCUGACCUCCCCAGCAGGGACACGCUCAACAUUGCUUGCUCUCAGGCCUAAGGAUGCAGCUCGCUCUGGCUUCAACGCGUGGCCUUUCAUGACCGUCCAUUCUUGGGGGGAAAGUCCCAUCGGGCUGUGGCAGCUGGAAAUCCACAACGAGGGGCGAUAUCUCGGUCCGUUCGUCUCCCUUCUCAUUGUUGAGCCUUUGUUUCGGAGUGAAUGUCUCUUUGAAAAAAUCCAUGGG